ACAAAGUUGACCAAACUUUAUGAGGCUUGACUUUAGUCAAAUCUUAUAUGCGAACUAAAAAGGACCGGAGGGAGUACUUGGACUUUCCGGCCACAAGUUCAGUAGUAUUGGAAGCCUUGGGACCUCUCAAGUCUGCAUCUGGUGACUUUGUAGCUCUCAAAUUCAAGGAUGUUGUCCGGCAUGAGCAUGAGCUUCUCCAAAUGCCCCUCUGAGUGAUCAGAUGUGUUUUUAUGAGUAGCGACCUGGUUGUCCCUUCGGAAUAUUAUGUUUACAGCUUUUUGCUCAAGUGGGUCUCAGAGAACUACCCUGAUCUGAGUCACAGAACGGUUGUCUUCCGCAAAGUGUUGUUACAUCUUGUCAGGUUCAUGCAUAUGUCACUUGAAGGGCUAAUGCAGUUUGCUGGUUGCCCUCUAAUGGCUGACAAAGCGCAAGUGAUGACCAUGAUUGUCAAUGCAUUGCUGUUCAAGAUUAACAAUUCAUGCCGCCGAGUUCGCCAGUGGAAUUAUGAGCCUAGGGUCUAUCUGACCAAACCAGUGAAUGUUUCAGUUCUUCAUCCAUAUGCUGAAGCUGUAGCCUACAUGGACUUGAAUUUGGAUGACUGCUCUCGAAUGAGUACACCAGGGAAUACAAGCUACAUCAAUUCAGAGCUGUUCACCUUUGCUGGAUAUAGGUUCUUUCUGAAGGUCGUUUGUAGGAUGGAUCCAGCUUCCAAUGUGCCCACAACACUUGGUUUAUUUGUUGGUACUAAUCAUACGAGCCAACCACCAGUUAAUCUAAAUCUUUCCUUUGCUGUGAGGCAAAGGCCUUCCGGAGAUUUCGUCCAUAAGUUCACAUUUAAUCAGACUUUUGCAAGUGGCAACACAUUUGGAUUGGUGGAUCUGCUCUUGUGCCCGUGGUCGCAGCUAGUUAGUGAUGGGAGCAUCUAUCUUAUAGAUGGCAGAAUCCACUUGCGAGUCCAACUGAGGACUGAAGCUGGGUAGGUAGUCAUCACAUUAGGCAAAAUGGUGUAUCCCAGGUGGUCUUGGAUUGGGAAAAAAAAAUUG
Triticum urartu is the source of this 1043-nucleotide messenger RNA. The record is from RefSeq and is a predicted model, not a curated record. Lineage: Eukaryota; Viridiplantae; Streptophyta; Magnoliopsida; Poales; Poaceae.